AUGGCUCCCAAGACGUUUUAUGCUGUCAUUGCUGGCGUCGGUGCUGGCACCGGCCGCUCUGUUGCCCUCAAAUUUGCAAAGAAAUAUCCCGUGGCGCUGCUGGCACGCAAGCCGGAGAGCUACCAAAGCAUCGUGGCAGAGAUCGAGAAGGCUGGAGGAACAGCCAUUGGCAUCUCCACCGAUGUCACGGACCAGAAGUCGGUCGAGGCUGCCUUUGUCCAGCUGAAGAAGGAGGAGCCAUUUGCCAAAAGUGGUCUUGCGGCUGCUGUGUACAAUGCCAGCGGCGCCCUUGGCCAUCGCACUCCGUUCCUGGAGACGACCAUCGAGACAUUCGAUCUGGCUCUGGCCGUGAAUCCCCGUGGGCUCUACUUCUUUGCCCAGAGCGCGCUGCCACUGCUGCUUGCAUCCGUGCCAGACUCGCCUAUCCCACCGACGCUGGUCGUCACCGGUGCCACGGCGUCUAACCGCGGCAGCGCCCGGUUCAGUGCCUUUGCUGCCGGCAAGUUCGCCGUCCGCGGACUCACCCAGUCGCUGUCGCGGGAGUUCCAUCCCCAGGGUGUGCACGUCGCUCAUGUCAUAAUCGAUGCCGUCAUCGACAUUCCGCGUACAAAGGCCUACGCUGUCAACAAUGGUGCACCAGACGGAAAACUGAGCCCCGAUGCGAUCGCCGACGAGUACUGGCACCUCCAUAACCAGCAUCGGUCCGGCUUCACGCAGGAGCUUGAUCUGCGUCCGUACGUGGAGAAGUUUUAG
This is a messenger RNA of Grosmannia clavigera kw1407, 753 nucleotides long. RefSeq names its product short chain dehydrogenase reductase. The transcript is spliced from 3 exons. The coding region runs from base 1 to 753 and encodes 250 amino acids. NCBI's taxonomy places the organism in Eukaryota, Fungi, Ascomycota, Sordariomycetes, Ophiostomatales, Ophiostomataceae. The record is from RefSeq and is a predicted model, not a curated record.